UAUGCCUCAGGUGCGGCCCUAGAAAAGAUAAAAAGAAGAAAAAUAGAGUAUUUCCCAAAGCUGACACUGCAUAGGAGUCAUUUGAGAACUUGUUUGCAACCCUUAGAGAUUUUGAUCUGGUGGGAUUGGGGAUCCAGGAGACCCUAAAAUACAUAGACCUCACACCUUAAAAACAUUAAUGAAAAAUAAGGAGUUUUGUCAUUUUCGGUUCCCAGCAGGUAAAAGAGACAGUGGCUGGGGACAGGUCUGCUGGUGCCCCUCUGAUAGAGGCCUGGAGCUGGCACCUUGGUAACCGCAUCCUGAAAACCUGCCCCGGACUUUGCUUUCUCCUUGGCAUUGGCAGCCUGCCCUGAUGCAGGCAAGGUCAAGCCUGCAGGUGGUAGCUCCAGGUGUUUCUCUUCAGUUCUCUCCCAUCCCACUUUGCUUUGUUCUCUGGCACCUGGGGCACUUGCUCUGUUGAGCAGAGCCUCACAAAUUUGAGCAUCAGAAUUUUUCAAGCUAUGUAUUCCUGACUAUCAACCUGAGAGCUUCAGAUUCCAUAGGUUUGUGGUGGGGCCCAGGAAUAUGCAUUUGUAACAAGCAUCCAAGUGAUACGGAAGCUGCUGGCCUGUGGACCGCAGAGGACAAGCCAAUCAGGGACUCAGGGGCUGAACAAUAAAAUGUUAUUCACUAGAAUUUCUAUUUAGAAAUGCACAUGUGGCUGCAGUAGUAGUAAUAGCAUUGCUAGUGGCAGCGGUAAUAAUUAGAAGAAAAAGAGCAGGAUUAAUAAUAACAAAAAUAAAUACCUGAGGACCAUUUUUAUUUCCGUGUUUUGACCAAAGUCUUGAACACGGUCUUGCCAGAACAGAGACAAGAUUUCAGGUGCAAAAACGGUAUGAAAUCCCAAAUUUCAAAAAUAGCUUUUUAAAUGGAUGUUACAUUUUCAGUGAAAGCAGGGUCUUUAAAAACAUACCAGACCUUAUGAUCCAGAAAAAGCUGUUUCUUUUCCUCCUGCAGGGUAUUAUUUAUCUUUGGCUAAUAGAUUCAGCCAAGCCAUUUUUAUGGCCUCACAUGUUAUCAAAAAAAAAGUGUUUUUAUUGCUCAAUCUAACUACCUCCUUUCUCAACCUAUUGCAUUAAUCCUGCCUUUGGAGGCCAAGUAUAAACUAAAGUCUAGAUAAAAGGGAUUUUUUUUUUUAAACCCCAUUUGUGUUUUUCCUUUCUGUGUUAAAUUAUGAAUACGGUAAUUGGCUGUUAAUGAGAUGUAAGUGCUGUAGCCUCAGACACAUUGGGUUACUAAUGUCUCUGCACCAUUUUCAUCUGGUCCUCAUUUUCCAAACACCAGACCUAUAAUUAUGCCAAAACUUACCCAAGCCAGAGAAUAGUUUGUUUUUCCCUGUUGCUACCUACAGACCAUAAAGUUAUGGAAAGCAGACAUGCAAAACUAAUUUUAACCCCACAGUGAAAAUUCUGAGGGGCAACUCAAUAAGAUAUAAUUAAAGGUGUAUGAAUCAUAGAUUUCAGAGAUCACUGAAACAAUCUAAAAAGGAUCUGAUUCAGCUGUUGGGCUGAAUGUAUCAACCCCAUUUUGCAGAUGAAUUAGCCAUGGCUCAAAAAACUAAAACACAGAUGAAGCCGAGAUUUGAACGGGAGAUCUGACUCUGUGCCUUGUUGAGGGGGGUUGGCAGCUAUUUUUUGCGUCUCUGAAGGGUGUUUUUUUGGUUCGUGGGUUUGUUUUAUUGCAGCCUACUUUGAACUCUUUCAUUACCUGGUUGCGUGUUUUUCAUACGCUUUUAAAGCUUAAAACUGUUUGAUUUGUGCACUAUCUUUCAAUGGCCAUGUCCUUGCACCAGAUAUUUUGAUAUCUUACAUUCACAUGGGUACCUGAGUGACAAAGACCCAUGCAUUUUGUUUUGUGUAAAAAAGUCCAAGUCUCAUGUUUGCAUUGAAAAUGUCAGUCUUUGUUUCCACGCAGCGCUAAUCUUUCUAAAAAUGUCCCUCACACUGAAGGACAUCCAAAAGGCAGUAACUUAUUAGAUCCUUGGGUUCAGAUUACAAAUGUGUCUGACUAGCUCUGUGUCGAAGUUCAAAUUAUCUCGGAAUUAUUUUAAAUAUUUGUACAGGAACACUGAUUAGUUUACUAGCGUGUUGCCUCAUAACCCUCCGCUAAUAACCACCUUGGACUGUGAUUGCUAAUGGGCUCCAGCGAGCUCUCGGCAAAGGUAAUUGCUUCGGCGUUUGGCGCUGUCGUCCGAUGUCUUUACUCCAGGACUCGGAAGCGUUGAUUCAGAAAAGGAAUUUGAAACUGAUCUUGAAAACUGACUUUUUUCUUUGCACCGAAGAGUUGAAAAGGAAGUUCUGAUGAGAUCUGCGGUUUCCCUCCCAUUGGCCGUCCUGCGUGGGUGCCGAGUUCCACAUGGGAUUUCAUGGAUCGGAAGGAGAUGUCAGUGAAAAAAGGGGUCCAGAAUGAUUACUAACCCAUGACUCCCAACAGUAUGACAGAAAAUGGCCUUCCAGCCUGGGACAAGCCGAAGCAUUGUCCAGACGGCGAGCAGGACUGGAAGCUAGUGGGGAUGUCUGACGCCUGCCUGCAGAGGAAGACCUACCCUGAGAGGCGCAGCACGUUGAAAAAUGAACAGUCGUCACCGCACCUCAUCCAGGCCACCUGGACCAGCUCGAUUCUCCAUCUGGACCACGACGAUGUGAAUGAUCAGAGUGUCCCCGGUGCCCAGACCUUCCAAACGGAAGAGAAGAAAUGUAAAGGCUACAUCCCCAGUUACUUAGACAAGGACGAGCUUUGUGUGGUGUGUGGUGACAAGGCCACUGGCUAUCACUACCGCUGCAUCACAUGCGAAGGCUGCAAGGGUUUCUUUAGAAGAACCAUUCAGAAAAAUCUCCAUCCAUCCUAUGCCUGUAAAUAUGAAGGAAAAUGUGUCAUAGACAAAGUCACCAGAAAUCAGUGCCAGGAAUGUCGCUUUAAAAAAUGCAUCUACGUUGGCAUGGCAACAGAUUUGGUCCUGGACGACAGCAAGCGCCUGGCCAAGAGGAAGCUGAUCGAGGAGAACCGGGAGAAGAGGCGGCGGGAGGAGCUGCAGCGAUCCAUCGGGCACAAGCCAGAGCCCACAGACCAGGAGUGGGAGCUCAUCAAGACCGUCACUGAGGCCCAUGUGGCCACCAACGCCCAAGGCAGCCACUGGAAGCAGAAGCGGAAGUUCCUGCCAGAAGAUAUUGGACAAGCACCAAUAGUAAACGCCCCAGAAGGUGGAAAGGUCGACUUAGAAGCCUUCAGCCAUUUUACAAAAAUCAUCACACCAGCAAUUACCAGAGUGGUGGAUUUUGCCAAAAAGUUGCCUAUGUUUUGUGAGCUGCCAUGUGAAGACCAGAUCAUCCUCCUCAAAGGCUGCUGCAUGGAAAUCAUGUCCCUUCGCGCUGCUGUGCGCUACGACCCAGAAAGCGAGACGUUAACCUUGAACGGGGAGAUGGCAGUGACGCGGGGCCAGCUGAAGAAUGGGGGUCUUGGCGUGGUGUCAGAUGCCAUCUUCGACCUGGGCAUGUCUUUGUCUUCUUUCAACCUGGAUGACACCGAAGUUGCCCUCCUCCAGGCCGUCCUGCUGAUGUCUUCAGAUCGCCCAGGGCUUGCCUGCGUUGAGAGAAUAGAGAAAUACCAGGAUAGUUUCCUGCUGGCCUUUGAACACUAUAUCAAUUACCGAAAACACCACGUGACUCACUUUUGGCCAAAACUCCUGAUGAAGGUGACAGACCUGAGGAUGAUUGGAGCCUGCCACGCUAGCCGCUUCCUGCACAUGAAGGUGGAAUGCCCCACAGAACUCUUUCCCCCGUUGUUCUUGGAAGUGUUUGAGGAUUAGACUGACUGACUCAUGCUCAUGAUUCCAUCAGCACUACUGGCUGUCAUUUCAUUCCAUUGCCUCGCUCCUCUUUGUUUGUUCCUUUAUUUCUUUGUGUUGGGAGGGAUCGUUUGGGGGUAAAGGGAGGAAGUCGUUGGCAUAGACAUGGAUGAAAUUGCCCCUUGAAUGCGGGUAUUUGUAACUAUUGCAUUUUGUUCUCCAGUCCUUUGAUGUGAAUGCUUUGGAGGUUUUUACAGUUGUGGAGGUGGGGAGGGGACAAUCAUUCAUUCACCAGCACCAAGUCAUCACCAGCUCCCAUCUGUCCCGGUCAGAGACUCAAGCAAGCAAAAUGGCGAGGCAGAAGACUAAAGAAGACUUAUUACCAAGACAAUGUGGUCCCUUUGAUGCAAUCCUGAUUUUUGCAGGGCUCAGAUUAGCACAGCACAGACCACCUUUAGUUAAAUGAGGCUUUCGCUUCCAAAGGAAAGGUCUGGACAAAUUUUUAUCUAUUCAAGUGCAUGCUGUUUUUAGUACUCAUUAUUCUCUCCUCGAGCCUAACCUAGAAUCUACAGGAAUAUUUGUUUCCCUCAAAUUAGCUGUCCUUUCACUAUAAUUUUUAUAAUGAAAUUUCUCAUUUAAUUUCAUUAUUAAAAUUAUAUUGAUUUAAGUCUAGUUACACAUGGGCAUGACUCAAAAAUGUGCAGGUAUUUGACUGGUUGAGGCCAACAAGGAAAACAGUUGCCUUCAGUGAGCCCAAAAUCCUCACUAAUGUCAGUGAUUCAACAGUUUCCAAAAAUUCCACGUAGUGUUACUUCAUAGUCAGAAGGCUUCUUACAGUGUGGGCUCAGAGAAAAUUCCCACAAAAAUCAAACCUAUUUACAGAGUGUUGUCGCUAUUCAGUGACACCUAGGCCUGCAUCUCCCAAAUGCCUGAGGUUAUUCACUUGAUUGCUUCUUUGCUGACCUGACAACAAAGUGCCCGGUGGAUCAAAUCUUCUCAUCAAGGAGAGAUAGCAAGCUGAAAUUUGAGUCUUGUUCUGGAGGAAUUCUGAGGAGAGAUUAUUGUGGUUACGUUCUAAGUUGAAGGAAAUGCCGUGGUCUUAAAGCCCCCUCAGCUUCCCUCUGGCCUUAGAUCCCUCUGGUCUUUGCUCUAACACACAAGUGUUCCCAGGUCCCUUUUUCCCUCCAACUCUGAGGUGUGACUAUCACUAAACAAAGACUGGUCUGGCCACUGACCCUCUCCGUUUCUCUGAUAGCAUUGCCCUGACAGACAUUCAACAGAAAUACCCACAGACCAUUCAUAGGAACCCUCACUCACCUUCCCUGCCCAACCCACCUCCCCAAGGACAAAUGCUGAUGCAGUGUGUGCCCAGUAACAAAUGUGCCCCUGGUUGUUUCAAAGUCAGAAAGUGGGUGAAGAAUAUACCCACGCAGUUGAAUGUACCUCACCCUUCACUGGCAUGGCAGACAUAUACUAUUCUUCUGCCUGCCUUGUACUGCCUUAUCCUGGACGUACUAAGGGAAAUAAGCCAUAUUGGUAAAAUUUGCCUAAAAACCAUGUGGAUUAAUUCUUUCUUAACUGGCCCAGAAGUCAUGGUCCCUGAAUUAUAGUUUGUACUGUCAACUGAUAGAUCUGUGACCUAGAGUCUUGGCUUUCUCACCUGAUGAAUAUGUCCUGAACUCUCAAAUCCUUGCCAUACUUAAUAUGGUACUAAUUUGGGCAGGGGGAAUCAGGUGUUUUUGAUGGUUUCUUUCAUAUUCAAAUUUCUAACUCAAUUAGACAGAAAUUAUGACCAUCUUAACAGUUAAGAAAAGUAGAUUUGGUAUUGAUUCCAAAUAGGAAUUUGACAUUCUACUCACCAAUUAUUUUGAGAAAGGCAGGAUGGCUUUGGGAAAGGGAGAGGCGCAGCAUCAAAAAUCCCAAGUGUGACCAGAAAUAAUCUGGGAGGAAAAUUAUUUGUUUAAUGUGCUGAGACAAUGAUACAGUCUUCUGAGGAAAGCAAACAAGAAUGAUUCUGUGAACUCGCUAAGAGAAAAAGGAAGUAGGUGAAGAGGUGAAGAUUAUGAGCAUGAAGUUCAUGGGCAGAUUACGUGCCAUGACUUUUCUACAGACAGGUUUUUGGGGUUUAUUUUCCCUAGGCAGCCUCUAGCCAGUCUCCUCAAGUCCUCACUUUGCUAACAUCUCAGUUCCCUUCGUUGGCACUCCUUGGAGAACAAAACUGAAGCACUUAAUCACCUUCUCUGCUCCAGAGCAACUCUAAGAAGCUUUUCAGAGUGGGGCAAGUUUUCCCUCAGAAGGGAAGCAGAGGAAGGCAAGCAGAUGGGUACUGGAGGUUCAUGGACUCCUUGGGCAGCAAGGGUCCCAAGGAAGUUCUUCCCAAUUUGUUUGAAAGAGAGUCCCAGUACAUCAGAUACCCCCAGAUUUGGUAUAAGUACAGAGCCUCAUCUAAAGCUGCAUCAGAAAGCUUCCGGGAUUAACCAUGAUUGGCCAUUGGCCAGAUGGUUGGGGAGAUUGACAGUGACCCAGCCAGCCCCAAGUAAAUAUGGCUCCUUACCUGAUUGCUUUAAACAAGCAAACCACUGACCUAAAAGUCUUGCCGAAAGCUGACUCCUUUAGGCUGAAUAGGACAAGCCUUCAAGUACUUCGAUUGAAAAGCUGUAAGAUCUGAAAGAAUCAAGACCCCUAUGAGCAAAGUGACUCAUUCCUUCUGUAACUGACUGAGGUAUUUUGUGCAUCUCAAGACUCCAUCCCAUAAAACUCAAAUAGGAGGGAUUUGCUCUGGAUUUUUGUAAACAUUUUUUUCUUAUGUUGUCCAGACUUUCAAAUCAAAUGUGGACUGAUUGAAACUCCUCACAGUGGGGAGCAUCCCAGCAGAGGGGAACAAACCUGACAGCUGGGAUUCCUAUUUAUAAAUCACAACUUUUGGGGAUGAGUGCUGUGUGUGUGUGUGUGUGUGUGUGUGUGUGUGUGUGUAGCCUUCAAGUGUACUUUGCUCUUCAAUUAGACGUGUGGUGUUUCUAGAAAUAGUUUAAAAAAAAAAAAAAAGAUCUUUUCCUCUUUAUGAUUCUGCUCAAAACACCACGUGCCGCCUCUGAGCUUUUUCUAGUCAAAUGAGCCUCGGUCCUCAGUGACACACUUGCCGUGUUGAUGCCUCAGCCCAGUGACGCCCUCACCUGUGCCCUGAGUGACACCUCCUCUACCUGCAGCACAGUCGUUGGGGUGGACCGCCAGGCCCGGCUCUGCUCCAGCAUCGCCUUCUCGUCGCCCUCCUGUGACCAGGUGUGAGGCCGGGCCCUUCCUCCACACGAAGCCCCGCCCCCCGCAGACUCAGCCUCCACGAACUGCUGACGCCCUCAAAGCAUGUCACUGUCCGUGAUACAUUUUUAUUCUAUGGAACUCUAGCCCAUUCGUGUCCUGUUGACCUUUUGCUGCAUGAGUCAUAAAAUAUGAAACUGGUCUUAUGGUUUUUGAAAUGUAGCCAGCAUUUGUAAGGCUAAACCUUUUUCAUAAACUGAAUUUCAGUGAAUAACCAAGCCACCGUUCCUCUUCAAAAGGAGUGUGCUUAAAGACAUUUGAAUCUCUCUGCCCUUUCCAAUGGCUAUGGCAUCAGGUUCUAAAAUAAGCUCGUAAUUUUUCCUGUUAUUUUAAUAAUAUGGAAAUAUUAGCAUAGUGUUUCUUUUGAUAGUGAUAGACUAUAAUCCAUAUUUAAAUUUUAUAGAGAAGAAAUUUUAUUGUACUGUGAUGUAGAUAUUUAUUAUCCAGGUAAGGAUUUGCCCGGUGUGUAUUUUUUACAAUUGAAACCUUUUACUUUAAUCUUUAAAAAAAAAAAAUACAUUAAAAACACAACACACACACGCAAAAAAGACUGAGGGGGGAAAAAAGGUUUGGCCUUAUCACAGAAUUUUUACUGUGCUGUACAAAUGUUUGCAAAUGCAAAAAGUGUGCAUUUCUAGUGUAUUUCUACAUUACUUAAUGCCGCCUUCAAGAGCAAUAUCGUGCAGGUAAAACGCUGUUUGUGGCUUUCUGUUGCACAGUUAAAGCUGACCCACCUUAUGCACAAGACAAUCAGAUGCAAAAUCUGUCCUCCUCAGGAUGCAGAUAACUCUCAUGUAAAUUAUGGAGCACAAUGCAAGACAAAGGAAGACACUUUAAUUACAUGUGUAUCACUAACAUGGGAGAUAUCAGGGCAUGAAUGAGCGGACCUUAUGCCACUUCAUUCUUUCGGUUCUUCCUAAUUGGCAUUUUCCAUUUGAUUAUAGAGCCAAAUGAGCUAUCCAG
Molecule: messenger RNA, 8101 nt
Organism: Sus scrofa (pig)
Lineage: Eukaryota; Metazoa; Chordata; Mammalia; Artiodactyla; Suidae
Gene: THRB
Product: thyroid hormone receptor beta
Biological process (GO): cell differentiation; retinoic acid receptor signaling pathway; thyroid hormone receptor signaling pathway
Cellular component (GO): RNA polymerase II transcription regulator complex
Molecular function (GO): nuclear receptor activity; zinc ion binding; RNA polymerase II cis-regulatory region sequence-specific DNA binding
Source: RefSeq, a predicted model, not a curated record